AUGCCUCAUUUUCUCGAUCGAGUCCGAACAGUCCUCCGGAGAAGCAAACGGAACUCGAUAUCUGUGGGAUCUAAGGAAUCAAUAUGGAAACGACUUCCAUCUGAUGUCUUUGUUGCAAUCGCAGCAUCCUGCAGCAUAAAGGACAUUGGAUCAUUGUCUCUUACCAAUCAUUUACUGCAUGAUCGGGUUGCAAAGUUGGAAUUUGCUAUUGCCUGGGCAUACAUCCAACUUCGCAAGCAAAAGGGUUACCAUGAUCAUCUGUGGGUGUAUGGUAGCCUGUCGCCAGGAGAUGACAUUCACUUCAUUUCCGAGCUAUUCCCUCCACCGCCGCCAAAAUAUAGCUCUGGCAUGGAUCACGAUAAUGCAGGGUAUUCUCUGGGAUAUCUUGGUGAUUUGCAUCGUUGUUGGGAAACCUGUCUCCGACUGUCUUAUCAUUUAGCGGAUCAUGUGGUCGAGCAUCAUCUAGAGACUGAUCCGUUAGCUCGGCCCUUGUGGGCGUCUUCAAAGACAGAGAAGGAAGUUGUCUACACUAAAGCUGUGGCUUCGCUCCAAGCCAAGCUUUUGCAUCCGAUAGCAUACGCUAUCUUCUUCCUUGAAUCUUCUGCUUCACAUUCAGAUGACUCUGAAGAUUCUGAUAAUCAUUAUCAUCAUCAUCGCAGCCUGUCUUCAUCGGUCCAAAGGCAACAAUCAAUCCUCCAAAAGGCGCCUUUCACAGAUACUCAGAUCUUACUGUCCACUCAUCACUGCAUGCAACUUCUAUUCUCAACAAUGCAGCGUCUGAUGAGCCCGGAAAUCCCUCAUGCGACGUCAGAAAGCUGGGUCAGUCUACUUCUGACUACAUCGACCAUGGAAAGGAUCGUUCAAUUCUUCGUGUCAAUAGCCAAAGACGACCAAAGAAAGCAAAAAUGUCUGCAUGACUCUACAUGGUCACAUAAGAAGGAGUUCCUACUGUCAAUGCGACGUGAUUUGAAUGAGUACAUGGCACAUGAGAGCUAUCAUGGCGAACGACCACUCGAGCCGAAGUUGAAUCACAUCUGGUUCCAUGCAGCACAAAGUGAGAUGGGUAAGCGAGGGGCUAUUCCACAUACUGUUGAAGAAACGGAAGUACAUGUUCUGCAUGGUUCUGUUGUGAAAUUAGAAUGUACUUACUGUUAUGAUGCUUAUGAUGAAUAA
This is a messenger RNA of Penicillium antarcticum, 1173 nucleotides long. RefSeq lists its product as uncharacterized. The transcript has 2 exons. The record is from RefSeq and is a predicted model, not a curated record. NCBI's taxonomy places the organism in Eukaryota, Fungi, Ascomycota, Eurotiomycetes, Eurotiales, Aspergillaceae. Bases 1 to 1173 code for a protein of 390 amino acids.